Molecule: messenger RNA, 2268 nt
Organism: Neltuma alba
Lineage: Eukaryota; Viridiplantae; Streptophyta; Magnoliopsida; Fabales; Fabaceae
Product: amino acid transporter AVT6B-like
Exons: 5
Coding region: 410-1801 (463 amino acids)
Biological process (GO): amino acid transmembrane transport
Cellular component (GO): membrane
Molecular function (GO): L-amino acid transmembrane transporter activity
Source: RefSeq, a predicted model, not a curated record
CGCAUUUCUCUCUUCCUCUCUGGAUUUUUGGUAUUUCUAUAAUACAGACCAAAGUAUCUCGGACAUUGUCUCCCUGCUUUCCUUUCAAGGGAGAUUUUGAUUCUUUACGAUUCGUAGAACUGGUUCCUGUAUAACCUUAAAUUUGGAUGCAUAUCUUGUAUACUCAAUCUUGAUUCUCGUCUUGGUUAGUCGUUGCGAUUAAAUUUGGGUCACUUCGAAUUGUUUUGUUCAAGAAAUUAACCUGUGAACGAUCGUCGGAUUAUCAGGUUUGGCUGACUGAAUUGCGUUCUUCUACUUCCUAAGAACAGCUUGUGUUUUUCAUGACACCUAAAAUUUGCCUAUGUUUUCUUGUACAAUGUUACCCAGCAGAAGUUGAUAUCUUGAUUGGAGAAUUAAUUGAUGUCCGACAAUGACGACUGGAAAUCUUAAACCCAGGACAGAUAAGAAACAUUCACGAAAGGGCAAAGCAGAUGUUAAUGAAAACGAACCCCUGUUACCUAAAACUCAGGAGGUUGAUGUUGGAUUUGACGAUUUUAAUGGAGCUUCAUUUUCUGGGGCCGUCUUUAACUUGUCCACCACAAUUAUUGGUGCUGGGAUCAUGGCUUUGCCUGCUACCUUGAAAGAGUUGGGAAUGGUUCCUGGGAUUCUUGCUAUCAUCUUCAUGGCUUUCUUGACAGAGAAGUCUAUUGAGUUCUUGGUCAGGUUUACCCGGGCAGGAAACUCUGUUUCUUAUGGAGGUCUAAUGGGGGAUUCCUUCGGGAAUUGUGGAAAAGUUCUCGCUCAAAUAUGUGUUAUAGUUAACAACCUAGGUGUGCUCAUUGUUUACAUGAUUAUAAUAGGUGACGUGCUUUCUGGAACAUCAUCGAGCGGUGAUCACCAUCAGGGAAUCUUUGAAGGAUGGUUUGGUGUCCAUUGGUGGACCGGGCGUACAUUUGUUGUUCUCUUUACAACUCUGGUUAUAUUUGCCCCUCUAGCUAGCUUCAAGCGAAUUGAUUCAUUAAGAUUCACAUCUGCACUAUCAGUUGCGCUGGCAGUUGUUUUUCUUGUCAUUGCUGUGGGAAUUUCAAUGAUCAAGAUUCUAAGUGGAGGAGUAGGGAUGCCUAGACUUUUUCCUGUCGUUACUGAUUUCAUGUCAUUUUUCAAACUGUUCACCGUGGCUCCUGUGCUUGUGACUGCCUAUAUCUGCCAUUACAAUGUUCACAGCAUAGAUAAUGAACUUGAAGACUCCAGUCAGAUGCAAGGGGUUGUACGUUCUUCCCUUCUCUUAUGCUCUUCAGUGUACUUAAUGACAAGCUUCUUUGGGUUCCUCCUUUUUGGUGAAGGAACUCUUGAUGAUGUGCUUGCCAACUUUGAUACUGAUCUUGGAAUACCUUUUGGUCCUUUGCUUAAUGAUGCUGUACGUUUUAGCUAUGCAGCACACCUCAUGCUUGUAUUUCCAGUUGUCUUUUUUCCACUACGGAUCAAUGUGGAUGGUCUUCUCUUUCCUUCAUCCAGGCCAUUGGUUUUGGAUAACUUCAGAUUUGCAUCAAUGACCACCGGCCUCAUCGCUCUUAUCUUCCUCGGAGCAAAUUUCAUACCCAGUAUUUGGGAUGCAUUCCAGUUCACUGGAGCAACAGCUUCAGUCUGUGUAGGAUUUAUAUUUCCAGCUGCCAUUACUCUCAGGGAUCAAUACAACAUAGCAACUAAAACAGACAGAAUCCUGUCUGUCCUCAUGAUCGUCCUGUCAGUCUUCUCAAAUAUAGUGGCUAUUUAUAGUGAUGCCUAUACCUUGAUAAAGAGGAACCAACCUGCGCUUGCAUGAUCCCUCGUCUGACUUCUGCAGAAGUAUGAUAAUUAUUCUUGGAAUUGAACAGGGCAGGCCAAUUAGAGGAAGACAAUAUUCUGGUAAGCUCAAUUAAGGGGUUACCUUUCAACUGUAAAAUAUAUCGACAACUCAUGCGUUGUACCAAAGUCGGUAUAGAGUUAGAAAACGAUGGUUUACUGAAGGUUUGAUUGGUUCUUUACUGGAUAAACCUGCUUCACAAUUGGAGGCCUGCUUGCCCUUCAGCCUCCUUUAUAAAGUCGUCCUUGCUUGCUGGUUGAGUUUUUUUUUUUUUUUUUUGGCUUGAACUGGUUGAGAAGGUUGGUUGUUGGAUAAAUCAAUGUUUUCCCUCUUAAUUUGUAUGUAUUGAAUAUUUUGUAGGUAUAUUUUCGUACUUUUUUUUUGGGGACACAACAUGUGUAUAUCUUUAAUUGUUGCGUGUGAGGAAAUUUUCGUCUUGAGUGAAU